Exophiala mesophila is the source of this 5365-nucleotide messenger RNA. RefSeq lists its product as uncharacterized. Bases 468 to 4775 code for a protein of 1435 amino acids. Gene Ontology annotation, biological process: TOR signaling; regulation of autophagy; positive regulation of cell growth. Gene Ontology annotation, cellular component: TORC1 complex; cytoplasm. NCBI's taxonomy places the organism in Eukaryota, Fungi, Ascomycota, Eurotiomycetes, Chaetothyriales, Herpotrichiellaceae. Gene Ontology annotation, molecular function: protein binding; protein-macromolecule adaptor activity. The transcript has a single exon. The record is from RefSeq and is a predicted model, not a curated record.
GGAGUAGACUGCAGACUGCAGACUGUGGACUGCCGCCUCAGGCUUUCCUGCUGGGAGCCUCGUAACCAUCACUCACGCCGAUCUCACAUCUCAAUUCUGGCGUAGAGGUCAUCAUCUCACUUUUUCAUCCUUUCUUCUUCUCCUUCUUUAUUUCCACCAGCAGAUCCACGACGCAUCUGUAACUCCUCCCAGUCUUGUCAGCUCAUCGAGUGUCACACAAAGCUCGUCCUACAUCAUCGUCAGCACCCGCAUUUCAUCCCAACACGAGACUCCUCCCCAACCUAUCUGUACCGCCGCUUUCAUCUACUCCAUUCAUCCCUCAACUCCCGAGACAAUUCCAUCUAGUAAUGUCAGAUCCUGACAACGGCGGCUCGAUCUCACCCAAACACAUGUCUUCCACCGAGCAUUGCCGUUCCGUCUAACCUCCACGACCCGUGAAGGACAAUUACCAACGAGAGACUGUCUUCAUGGCAGCUCUGACUGCACCUUCGUCCACUUCCAUGGCUCUGAACGCCGCUGUGCCCUGGUCUGCGAGCCAGGGUGCUGAUCAAGCAAGACCAACACAAGAUGGCUUGGAACAUGGGGCGCAGAUCUCAACUCAUGGGGCUGUCAAGACAGCACCGCGACUGAACGGGCAUCAGCCGAGCCAAAGUGACCAAGUGUCUCAGCGCAGAAUUAUUCCACAAGAAUCCGACAGCUACUUCUCACCACGUCCCUCGCUUACCAGUCGAACCAAAAGUGAUUAUGGUCCACGGCGGAAAGAAGAGACCGCAGUGCCAACCACUGAGGACAAUAUGGCACAUAUCAGACAUGGUUGGGAUAGCGAAUACACCUCGACCGAGUAUCUAUCUUUCCUCCAGUCUACCUUUUACAUGUAUUUCACAGACAAACGACACUACAGUAACGGCUCACAGUCAGAUGAGGCCAAGAAAUUUCCCAGUACCGACUGGCGUAUGAAAGAUCGUAUGAAGACGGUCUCGGCUGCCCUUGCCAUCUGCUUGAACAUCGGCGUCGAUCCUCCAGACGUCAUCAAGACCAACCCUACCGCAAAACUCGAGGCCUGGGUAGAUCCCACCGGCAGCAGUGGCGGCACCACAAAGACCAUGGAACAAAUUGGCAAGAAAUUGCAGGAGCAGUACGAAUCACUGAGUCUGAGAACGAGGUACAAGCAAUAUUUGGAUCCCUCAAUCGAUGAGACGAAACGAUUCUGUAUCUCACUCCGACGCAACGCAAAAGACGAACGAGUCCUAUUUCACUACAAUGGUCACGGUGUUCCACUGCCCACCGCAUCGGGUGAAAUCUGGGUAUUUAAUAGAAAUUAUACCCAAUACAUUCCAGUCGGCAUCUAUGAUCUGCAGUCAUGGUUAGGAGGACCCAGCCUAUUCGUCUACGACGUUUCUCACGCCGGCAAUAUUGUCCACAACUUCGACACUUUCCUCGCCAAGCACGACAAGGAAAAUGAGGAAUUGAAAAAGCGCGACCCCAAUGCUCCUCUACAGAAUUAUGGUGAUUGCAUCCAGCUCGCUGCUUGUGGAAGAUCGGAGAUGCUACCCACUAAUCCCCUCUUGCCCGCUGAUCUCUUCACCUGUUGUCUCACAACACCCAUCGAUAUUGCUCUCAGAUACUUUGUACUCCAGAAUCCACUUCCAAACGGCCCAGUCCUUGAAGAUGGCAAAAUUCCAGUCCCCGGUCGACUACAGGAUAGACGAAGUCCCCUCGGUGAACUGAAUUGGAUCUUCACAGCUAUCACCGACACUAUCGCUUGGAAUAUUUUACCGCGACAAUUGUUCAAAAAACUGUUCCGUCAGGACCUCAUGGUGGCGGCAUUGUUUCGUAACUUCCUCCUGAGUGAGAGGAUCAUGCGCGCCAAUCACUGCCACCCACUCUCAUCCCCUGCCCUCCCAGAGACACACCGACAUCCUCUGUGGCAGAGCUGGGAUCUCGCCAUCGAGAUGGUGCUUUCACAGCUUCCCAUGCUACGAGAGGCAGAAGAGGGUAAACGUGUCUACGAAUACCAACAUUCCACCUUUUUCGCCGAGCAACUGACCGCUUUUGAAGUCUAUCUCAGUUCCGGACCAACUCAAGAUCAUGCUCCCGAUCAAUUGCCGAUAGUGUUGCAGGUGCUGCUUAGUCAGGUGCACCGAUUGCGAGCACUCGUCCUCCUUAGCAGGUUCUUGGAUCUAGGACCUUGGGCUGUCCACCUCGCAUUGAGUAUCGGUAUCUUCCCCUAUGUGGUUAAACUACUCCAAGCCGCCUCAUUGGAGCUCAAACCCGUCAUGGUCUUCAUCUGGGCACGCAUCAUGGCCGUCGACUACACUGUCCAGAACGAUCUGCUCAAAGACAAUGGAAUUCACUAUUUCAUUUCAAUUAUGAAUCCUCGCUCCGAAAUACCAGUGGGCAAUGCGAGCGAGCACCGCGCCAUGUGUGCAUUCAUUGUUGCCACCUUUUGCAAGAGAUAUCCUCCCGGCCAAACAGUCUGCCUACUGCCCGAACUUUUCAAUGCCUGUCUCCUCAACAUGAUGGAGCCUGAGAAUCCAUUGCUGAGACAGUGGUCUUGCUUGUGCUUGAGCAUGCUCUGGAAUGACUACGCAGACGCCAAGUGGAUGGGUAUCAGAUGCUCGGCUCAGGCGAGAUUGUGUGAAUUAUCUCUUGAUCCUGUGCCAGAAGUUCGAGCUGCCAUGUUGCACGCAUUGAACAACUUCCUUGGUAUCCCAGAUCUAACUGAUCAAGUCUCUCAGAUCGAAGAAGGCAUUGCCUCUUCCGUUCUAUUCAUGACCACUGACGGAAGCACACUGGUUCGUAAGGAAUUGGUUGUCUUUCUGUCCACGUUUGUGAAGCGCUAUGAGAACAAGUUCACUGUGGUCGCAUACGAGCAGCUGGUGGAGGAGAGAGACAAACAUCCGUACAAGGAGACGGGUGAUAAUGUUUUUGACCCCCGCGAUUCAAGCCCUGCGAUUCCCAUAUCAGCAAAUUCAAUCUAUGGCUCCAUCUGGGUUCAGAUCUUGAUCCUGUCUGUCGAUCCUCAUCCUGAAGUCGCCAGAAAUGCGUUACUCAUUGUUGAUCACAUCCAUGAGGUCUUGAUCAGCUCACCGCUGAGCCGGAUGGCUUUGGCCGUGAUAGAUGAAUUGUUGAAAUUCUCCAAGAAAGAGCAAGCUCACAUGAAGAAAGUCCCUUCACAGGACUCGCUUCGUGCCAUGAACCGUCCGCCGGGAACAGGAGUGCCUCCCCAAUUGCAAAAGUCGCAGAGCUAUUUGUCUUUGAGUCUCAAACGUGCAGGAAGCUCGCUUCGAAAUCUGGCUUUCGGUGCACCCGCGGAGGCUGUGAAUGAAGAUGCGUCCCCACAGACCUCACCUACUAAGAGCAGAGAUCCACCUCAGCCUAUGAACACUCCAAGAGGUCGAUUGCCGCCAGAAUGGAGUCGUCCACCCGACUCGCCGAACUCGACAGCUUCAGCAGCGACUUACCAAGCCGCCCCCCAACCUUUGUCUGCGGGGUUUGUAGCAUUGGAUCCGAAAAAAAAGCAAACAAUGCCAUUGCAGAGCUCUCUUUUGGAAUGGUCAACCGAAUACUUCCGGGAACCACAAAUGCGGCCCAACGAUCCCGACGAACCCGGAUCAGCCGAAUACAAUAGCCGCUUGUGGCGGCGCACUCGUAAUGAAAGAAUCAUUGCCGACAACCAACCCCUGAAGAGUAUGGCGGGUAGCUCGAAAUGGACGCGGCUCGAAGGUUUUUUGAAUAACCAAAGUCAACCGACAAAGAUGACGUUCCAUCAAUUUGACGAUCAUCUUGCGGUGACUGACGACAAGGAUAUCGUUACGAUUUGGGAUUUCCAGAAGAACGAACAGCUGAAUCGAUUCAGCAAUGGUAAUCCUGCUGGGAGUCGCAUUAAUGAUGCGAGAUUCAUGAACGAAGAUGAUCAACCUUUGCUCAUGGUUGGAAGCUCUGAUGGUAUCCUAAAAGUGUACCGGAACUACUCGAGCCCGAGUGAGGUUAAGAUCAUCACCGCAUUUCGAGCCCUGACUGAGCUGAUCCCCAGCAACAAAAACGCGGGACUGGUGUUCGACUGGCAGCAAGGCCAAGGCAAGGCUUUGGUCGCUGGAGACGUCAAAGUGAUCAAAGUGUGGAAUGCCGCAACGGAACUCUGCGUUGGUGAUAUUCCAGCGCGUAGCAGUUCCUGUGUCACAAGCUUGACAUCGGAUCAGGUUGCUGGGCAGAUCUUCAUCGCUGGUUUUGGAGACGGGGUCGUACGUGUGUUUGACCAGAGAUUGAAUCCUCGCACAGCAAUGGUCAAGAUCUGGCGCGAGCAUCGGCAAUGGGUGACCAACAUCCACAUGCAACGUGGAGGGGUCCGAGAACUUGUAUCGGGGAGUCGGAAUGGCGAAGUCAAGCUUUGGGAUAUACGCAAUGAUCGUUCUGUCUUGACGUUGAACGCGACCAACUCAUCGGCCGGCGCCAACUCCGAUUCUCCUGCAGCAGCUUCGACAUCCAGCGGACAUUCACAAACCCUUCUUCGCUCUCUGUCCGUGCACGAACAUGCACCGGUCUUUGCAAUUGGCACGGACAAACACGAAGUGCGAAGCUUCAACACAAAUGGGGAUCAACUUGGUGUUUUUGAGCCCAUCACUAGUCGAUUGGCACAAGUUGUUGGAGGCGGUCUCGGUGGCCGGUCAAAUCACAAUCCUGUAGUGGCAACGGCUUAUCAUCCGCACAGAAUGAUGCUUGCUUGUGCGGCAUUGGGGGACUCGCACGUCAGUUUACUCGGAUGCAAUGCUUGAUUCAAUGAUUUUUUUACGGUGCAUGGCAAGUCAUAGAGCUCAACUUGGUAUUAUUACAGCGCAAGUUUCAGAGCCUUGAGUCUCUCUCAUUUCCUGAUCCAUUCGAACGAAGCCCACGUGGGCGACAAGGUGACAGGUGAAAGUCAAUUUUGCUUAAUCUAUGUCUUGCUUUUACUUGAUGUUUCAUUUGGUCUGUUCUGGAUAUGCGUUCCGUGGCAUUCCAUUCAGUGUUGCAAGUGUCUAUGUCCAGCACGUGAUAUCAGUUGAUAUGAAUGCUUACUGAAUACCUCUGACAUCCCUUGUCUAACCUAGUCGCAGUGGAAUCUCGAAUUCAUUUGCAAAACACCAAGUGAAAGGGUUGAGCACCUAGCAACCUGUCUAUUUGCUGAGGUAAAGUCGAAGAUAUAGUGAAGUUCCCCAGAAUUGCUGACCCCAUUAUCACUGUUUCUCUGCUAGGAGAUUGCAAGGGCAUAGGGAAUCCCUCCCUUUCUUUGACAUGACCAGCAAUUCAGCCAACCAUUCAUCUGUCCUUUCAUUCUUGUUCUGAAACAUGCCACGAAUGUCCGGUAUUUGUAAUGUCUCAGAUUCAC